AUGGAGAAGCUCAAGAAGAUUUUGUCUCCUGGACACAAGCAGGACGAAAACGUCAUGUAUAACGAUACCAACUCCACCACCAGCUCCACUACCAGAGAUGGCGCUGCUGCUACCCACCACGCUCCUGGAUCCAGCACCCAUGACACGGACCUUAGACAGAAUGUCCUAGAUCUUCAGAGCAACACCGGUUCCAGACCACCGAUCUCGGAAAAUGCCAGCACAGCAAGUAUCCGAUCAGGUGUCGUUGGAGCCGGUCAGGAGCCUCGCAACAUUGAGGGUACAGGAUUCACAGAUUAUGCCACCUCAGGCGGUUCGGGUGGUUUGGCCGCACCUCAGCAGACACUUCCUGUCAGAAGUGCCACCCCUGUUGGACAGGCCCGCCCCAGAGUCACUCAACAGGAGACCAUGGACCCCAGUGGUUUCGUGAACAGCUCACAUGCACACAGAGGUCUUGGCCAUAACUACAACGGCGACCCCUGCUACGAGGCCCAAGAGGCGCCUGUUCCCGGAUAUAUUCACCAUCAGCACGGUCCCCACGGCACAGACAUUGCCAACAUGCUCGACCCUCACGUACCCGGUGAAUUCCCUUCAGACAACGGUCUUGAAUCUCACGAGCGUACAAGAGACGGCCGUUUGGAAUCAAGCUUGACAUCAGGCUCCCCAGGCCUUGGUUCCGGUGCCUACACAGCCGAGCAGCGCGCUUCUGCAUUGCCUGGUCAAGGAAGCAGCACAACAGACUCAACUAGCGGCCACCACUACGGUAGAGACGCUGCACUCGGCGCUGGAGCUAUUGGAGCCGCUGGAGCUGUUGGAAUCGGUGCCCACCACCAGAACAACCUCACUGCCAAGGUCGAGGAUCCUAACUACGAUCCCCUGCUCGAGCAGCAGAGACAGGAACGCGAACGUGCUCUCGACGCUGCAUUGCCUGGUAGCCAGAGAUCGCAGCCAGACGCAUACAACAACCGUAGCACCUCGGCUGUUGCGUCUCCGUCUACCACCGAUCGCUCCUUCCCACUCAGCAGUCACCCCUCUGAUACCACCGGCUCAAGAGACGUUCCAUCCGACACAUCCAGAGAGCAUCACUUGGGUAGAGAUGCCGCCCUUGUAGGCGGUGGACUUGGCGCUGCCGGUCUGGGUGGAUCUUACAGACCUUCUCACGAGAAUGAGGGUUACGAUGAUCAGCGCUUCGAUCCCUCUGCCGCCUCUGGAGACAAAGCUACCCGUAUUCCCAACCUGAUGUACGGCAGCUCGAACAAGUCUACCCAUGAAGAUACCGCCAGUGGUCAUUCCUAUGGUCGAGAUGCCGCUCUGGCUGGCGGCGCUGGGGCAGCUGGGCUAGGUGUCUAUGAAGCCCAACACCACUCUGGCGCAUCAUCAGGUCAGGGCGUGAACGCAGCCCAGACGGCUAGCGGCCAGUCCUACAAUAGAGAGUCUUUGCCGGGCCAUGGAGUCAACGCAUCCGAGACCGCCAGUGGUCAGUCCUAUGGCAAAGAUGCUGCUCUGGCUGGCGGCGCCGGAGUUGCUGGUUCCCAAGUUCAGGGUUACAACCACGGCGGCCGCACUGAGACCGACCCUGCUUCCAAGACUGUUGGUCCUCACAAGAGCAACCUCAUGAACGUUAUCGACCCUCGCGUCCAGCCUGAGCCCGAGAAGAUGAAGGACAGAACUACCGCUGGUCCUCACCAGAGCGACAUGAUGAACCGUGCUGAUCCUCGUGUUGACUCUGAUCUGUCCAAGCAGAAUGAGCACCAUUAUGGCAGAGAUGCUGCUCUGGCUGGGGGCGCUGGGGCGGCCGGCGUAGGUGCUUACGAGUUGAACAAGCACGAGCGCCCUACUGAGAACAUUGGCAAAUCUGCAUUCGAUCCGAGGUCGACGAACACUAGCAACGUGGUUGAUCCGAACCAUGACCCAAUUCUUGAGCAGCAGAGAGUGGAGCGUCAACGUGCCUAUGAAGCUGCCAUGGCCAGUGGCACAGGUGGUGCAGGUGUCGCUUCUCACGAGCACGGCACCCAUCACGGCACCAAUCCUCAGAGCACUCUUGAGUCUCCAUUCGCCUCCCGCUCUGCCAACACCGACCCUGCUCUGACACAACAACAAUCAGGACACCAUUAUGGCAGAGACGCUGCUCUUGCUGGCGGUGCAGGUGCUCUCGGAGCAGGCGCGUAUGAGCAGAGCAGACACCAUGAUGCUCCUGCAGGAUCUGCCGUCGGAACCCCGAUCUCCGAUCCUCGCUCGACUAACACUGCUGGUGCUCACCAGAGCGAAAUGAUGAAUCGCGCCGACCCUCGCGUCGACUCUGAUUUGUCCAAGCAGAACGAGCACCACUUCGGCCGUGAUGCAGCCCUCGUUGGAGGCGCAGGUGCGGCAGGCGCAGGUGCCUAUGAGUACAGCAAGCACCAUGGUAAUGCUGCCGGAACCACCCACGGCAAUACAACUGGCAACAAUCUCAGUACUUCUACCUUCGAUCCUCGCUCCACCAACACCGCCAACGUUGUCGCAGACCCUAAUCACGAUCCCGUGCUUGCACAUCAAAGAGAAGAACGUCAUCACCUCGGCCGUGACGCUGCUGUGGCCGGUGGCGCUGGCGCGGCAGGCUAUGGCGCCUACGAGGCUCUUGAUCCUAAGGAGCAAGAGAAGCUGGCCAGAAAACAAGCUCACGAGGCUGAGAAGGCACAGAAGGCCCAACAGCACCAGAUGGACAAAGACCUGAAGCACCAGCAGAAGGAACGCGAGCACGAGAUCGCCAAGCAGGAGAAGGCCGCUGCCAAAGACCGCGAG
Aureobasidium namibiae CBS 147.97 is the source of this 2778-nucleotide messenger RNA. RefSeq lists its product as uncharacterized. Lineage: Eukaryota; Fungi; Ascomycota; Dothideomycetes; Dothideales; Saccotheciaceae. The annotation marks the transcript as partial. The record is from RefSeq and is a predicted model, not a curated record. The transcript is spliced from 3 exons.